CAAAAGAAGGGUUUAAAAAAAAUAAAAAAAAAGAGAGAGAUGUUACCCUUCCCCAUCUUACCAUCUUCACUUCUCUCUGUUACCCUAUUAACGUGAGAAAGAGAGCCGAGAUACCACCUGGCGUGUUCGGCCUAGCUCACUUUCCGCCGUGCAGGAGACGCACGCACGCCUUCAAGUCCGAUUCUUAAAGGGCAGGCGGAAAACCCUUGAUCUUCCGUCAAAUCUUUCUUUCCGUUCGAAAUCUUCUCUUCUUCGAGUGCUCGGCCUCUCGUCCUUUUCGCAGCAGACAUAUCCCUAGACGUGCCAUGCAAACAUGAAGGCCCAUCAACUGAUUAUUGGCCUCCUUGGCCUGCUCACGGCCUUUGCGGCCGCUUGGAGCAAGGAAGACCGCGAGAUCUUCCGCAUUCGAGCCGAAAUCCAGGCCCACGAGGCCAACCCGGAGACCACCUUCUACGAACUCCUCGGCGUCAAGCCCGGCGCCUCCAUCGACGAAAUCACAAAGGCCUACCGCAAGAUCACCCGCGCCCUGCACCCCGACAAGGUCGCGCAGCUCCUCAAGGCCGAGCGCGCCCAGGCCCGGAAGGACGGCAAGCAGAUGGCAUCGGGCGUCAACGUCGACAAGCCGCCCACCCAGCGCGAGAUCAACGCCGCCAUCAAGGUCGCCUCGGAGCGCCAGGCCCGCCUCGGCCUCGUGCGCAACAUCCUCAGCGGGCCCGAGCGCGACCGCUACGACCACUUCCUCAAGAACGGCUUCCCCACCUGGAAGGGCACCAACUACUACUACCAGCGCUACCGCCCCGGCCUCGGCACCGUCCUCGCCGGCCUCUUCCUCACCGCCGGCGGCGCCAUGCACUGGAUCGCCCUCUGGCUCGGCCACCGCCGCCAGCGCGACUUUGUCGAGCGCUACAUCAAGUUCGCCCGCGCCUCCGCCUGGGGCGACAACCUCAGCAUCCCCGGCAUCGACUACGCCCAGCCUCCCGCCCCUGCCGCCGCCCCUGCCGCCGCGCCCUCGCCGUCGCAAGAGGAGGAUGCCGCGCCCCCCGCGCAGGCUGUCAACCGCCGCCAACGCCGCUUCGAGGAACGCGCCGCCCGUAAGGAGAAGAGCAAGCCCAAGGGGAAGAGCGCCAGCGGUGGUGGUGGUGGCGGUGGUGGCGGCAGCGCUUCUGCUAGCGGCACCGCUACCCCCCGCGACGUUCCCCAGGGUGCCCCGACAGGUGCUCGCAAGCGUGUCAUUGCCGAGAACGGAAAGGUCCUGAUUGUCGACUCGCUCGGGGAGGUUUACCUUGAAGAGGAAGACGAAGAUGGCAAUCUGCAGCAGUUCCUCCUGGAUCCCUCCGAGCUCAAACCCCCCACCUUCAGCGACACCGCCGUCGUCCGCCUCCCCCUCUGGCUCAUGCGCUCCACCAUCGGCCGCUUCCUCGGCACCAACAACCCCACCGGAGAGGACCACGACCAGGACCAGGACCAGGACCAGGACGACACCGCCGAAGUCGACUCGGACAACGACCAAGUCCAGCACACCCCCUCCGGAAGCACCGGCUCGACGAGCGACGACUUUGAGGUGCUGGACAAGUCGACCGACUCGCUCCGCAAGGCCAAGACGUCGGGUGCCCAGACCGGCGGCAGGGCCAACAAGCGCAAGGGCAACAAGAAGCGGUGAAACGGUGGAGGAUGGGUUCGGUGAUCGUCACGGAUGUUGCUUCGUUUGGUUUCUUGGUUUGUUCUUUUUUUUCCUUCCUUUUUUUCUUUCUUUUUUUUCCCUUCCUCCCUUUCCUUCUCUUGGUGCGUCUCUCCGUAUACGCUCUUGGGCCGGCUUGACCUGUCGCUUCUGGUCAUGUUCUUGGCAUAUGUUGGAAAGUUGGCAAUAAACGGGAUAAAGAAAUGGAAUGAAACGAAGCGAAGCGAAACGAACUAGACAACCGCGGACGAACUACCGAAGGCACUGGUGGUGGCCAAAGGAGAGGAGAGAACAGUAGAGAAAAGUACAUAAAAGAAUCAUAUUUAGAGAUGCUACCAGAUUUGCUCGUUUUCCCCUCGGCUCACCGGCGGCGUAGAUAUGAUGUGAGACUACUUUGAGAUUACUUCGUGAGUGUACAACGAGA
Molecule: messenger RNA, 2102 nt
Organism: Sodiomyces alkalinus F11
Lineage: Eukaryota; Fungi; Ascomycota; Sordariomycetes; Glomerellales; Plectosphaerellaceae
Exons: 4
Coding region: 314-1660 (448 amino acids)
Cellular component (GO): endomembrane system
Source: RefSeq, a predicted model, not a curated record